Papaver somniferum (opium poppy) is the source of this 4100-nucleotide messenger RNA. RefSeq names its product putative disease resistance protein RGA4. Lineage: Eukaryota; Viridiplantae; Streptophyta; Magnoliopsida; Ranunculales; Papaveraceae. Gene Ontology annotation, biological process: defense response to other organism. The record is from RefSeq and is a predicted model, not a curated record. The transcript has 2 exons. Gene Ontology annotation, molecular function: ADP binding. Bases 71 to 3727 code for a protein of 1218 amino acids.
GAGAGAGAGAGUGGGAGAGUAGCAACGUAACUAAUUAAACCAUAAAUUCUUCAUCUGUGAGUUUAUAAGUAUGGCCGAUGCUCUUCUUUCCUUUUUGAUUAAUGAAUUAGGUGAUGUUAUCAAACAAGAGAUUGAACAAGAAGUGAGGUUAGUGGUGGGUGUUCGAAAGGAGGUCAAGAAGCUCGAAUCAACAUUCAUGACCCUCCAAGCUGUGCUGAAUGAGGCUGAGCAGAGGCAAAUGAAUGAGGAAUCAGUGAAGAUUUGGUUGUCUAAACUCAAAAGUACAGCCUAUGAAAUGGAAGACGUUUUGGACGAGUGGGGAACAGAGAUACAGAAAUCACGGUUGGAAAAGCUGAAACUCGUGGAGGACAAUGGAAAUCAGGUACCAAAAUUAUCUUCCUAUUUCUGUUCUCCUAUCUCGUGCGUCAAACAAGUUGUCUUACGACAUGAUAUUGCUUAUAAGGUGAAACAAAUCCGAGAGACUUUAGAUUGUAUUAAAAAUGAGAGAAAACAAUUUCUGUUCAAAAUGAGUGAGAGACCUGAGAAAGGUCCUCACGUUCAUGAGCGGAAAGAAACUAGUUCCAUCAUCGUAGAUCGUCCAAAUAUAUUCGGUCGUGAUUCUGACCAAGAAUUAAUUUUGAACAGACUCUUCGGUGUUGAGAACAGUACUAACCAGCUGGAAAAUGAAACUAGAGACCCCCGCAUCAUUUCUAUUGUUGGAAUGAGGGGUCUUGGCAAGACUACUCUUGCCCAACUAGUAUUCGACCAUGAAAAGGUGAAAUCUCACUUUAAGUUGCCCAUGUGGGUAUGUGUGUCUGAUCCCUUUGAUCGUAUAAAAGUUGCCAAGGCAAUCAUACGAGCAGCUAAGGAAAAAGACACACAUACCUCGACAUGGAAUGUGUUAUUUGGAGAGUUAUGUGAGUCAGUUAAAGGGAAAAAAUUCUUACUUGUGCUCGAUGAUGUGUGGACUAAUGAUCCUAAUAGUUUGAAAGAGUUUACGCACAUACUCGAUCUUGGAGAACAAGGAAGUCGCAUUUUAGUUACUACUCGAAGAGAAACCGUUGCGUCGGCGUUGAACUCUUACAAACAUAUGUUGCAAGGUUUAAAUUCUGACUAUAGCAGUUUAUUGUUACAUCGUAAAGCUUUUCAUGGGAAGGAGAAAGAAAGGAGUGAAUGUUUAGAAGAUAUUGGCACCACAAUAUCAAAAAAGUGUCACGGCUUACCACUUGCUUUAAGUCUUUUGGGAAGUCUUUUGAACAAAAAAGUUAAUGAAAAUCAUUGGAUGCAUGUCCUAGAUAGCAAGAUUUGGGAACUAAAAGGUUUUGAUCACCAAAAGAAACUUGUAUAUCCUAUUUUUUUGCUAAGUUAUGAUGACCUAGAAUCACAACUGAAGAACUGUUUUCUAUAUUGUGCAACCUUUCCUAAGGCUUUCAAAAUACGGAAACGUACCUUAGUUAGGCUUUGGAUGGCACACGGUUUUCUUUACUCAAGUACUGAUCAAGCAAAAGACCCCGAGUUAACCGGCGAGGAGUACUUUGAUGAAUUAGUUGAUCGUUCGUUUUUCCAAGACAUUUCUUCGGAUGGUGUUGGCAGAGAAUUCUGUUGUAAGAUGCAUGAUCUUGUUCAUGAUUUUGCUCAGUUUCUCAUGAGGGAUCAUUGUUAUGACUCGUAUAACAAUGAAGACACAUUCUGUUCUAAGCAGCAUAGGAAUCCUAUUCAUUUGAGUUUAAUAUAUGAUGAGCGUGACGCUAGUCAGGGUUCUUUUCUUGCCUCAGUCAGAAAGGUUGAUAAUGUCCGAACUGUCCAGUGUAGGAGACAUAUGGAUCACUCAUUCAGUGUUGAUAGUCUCUCUUCUGGCUUAAUUCGUAACUUAAGAAAUGUUCGGGUAUUGAAAUUGAAAGGCAUGGGCAUAACACACAUCUCCAAUCAGAUUGAUAAGCUAAUACAUCUAAGAUAUCUCGAUUUGUCCAGAAACAAGAACUUAGCUGAAUUGCCUGAUUCAAUGUGUGGUCUCAUUAACCUGCAAACAUUGAAACUGAAAAGGUGUAAGAGCCUUAUCAAACUUCCUAAAGAGGUAUGGAGAAUGAUCAAGAUGAGAAACCUUGAUAUUAGGCUAGCUGGUUUGGUAUACUUCCCGGAAGGAAUUAGAAACUGGAAAUAUCUCCAAACCUUGAGCACCUUCGUUGUCACUGCUGCAGCGGAAGGGUGUAAACUCGUAGAGUUAAAACACCACAACCUUUUAAAAGAUUGUUUAGAAAUAAAAGGGCUAGGGAGACUGAAAUCUGCAGAGCAAGCUGCUGAAGCCAAAUUUCAAACAAAGAGUCGGCUAAUUGAGCUUCGUUUAGAUUUUGAUUCUUCUGAAGAAACAAUGGCUUCCACGUCAAGUAACGGUCAGAUACAUCGACAAAGCUCAGAGGUAUUAGAGGUAGCGAGAUUAAUGGAUAGCGUCUUAGCGGUUCUACAGCCUCAUUCUAACUUGAAGAAGCUCACCAUAAGCAACUACUUGGGUUUCAAAUUCCCAAGUUGGAUGGGUGAUAUAAGAGCAUUAACAAACCUACGGUUUCUAGAAUUAUAUAAAUGCUCCAGUUGUACGGAAUUGCCAGCUUUGGGUCUCCUGCCAUCUCUUGAAGAACUGUUGAUUAAAAAUCUAACAAAACUAAGGCAUAUUGGGGUUGAGAUCUAUGGUGGUGGUCAAUGUGUAAAUGAAGUGGCAUUUCCAAAGUUGGUAACAUUGAUUAUUAAUGGAACUAAAAACUUGCAGGUAUGGGAAUUUGGCAGUAGAGAAGUACAGGUUGGUGAGAUUAUGCCUCGUGUUACAAGCAUCACACUCUUUGGGUGUACAAAUUUAAUUGCAUUGCCACCUUUGAAUAAACUUCCAUCUCUUGAAACUCUUACGAUACGACAUGCACAUCAGUUGACAAGUAUCUGUGUUGGGUUUUACUAUAUCAGACGCAAUACUAUGUCCUAUCUUGGAGUUAUUAGUCAACUCAAUAGUUUCUCAUCAUUUCCAAAGCUAGUUACUCUUGACAUCAGUUAUAUGGCAAGUCUGGAGGCAAUUGUUUUGGGUGUAAUAACAGAAGGAGAAAAAGGGGAUAAUAACAAUGAGAUUUCCGUACUUCCAUGUCUUAGAAGCUUAAGAGCUUUAGUUUGCCCGGAAUUGAAGUCAUUGAGAUUUCUGACCAAGUCUUUGCUGCCAUUUAAGAAAAUUCACUUGUGCAACUUAAAAGAGUUUAAGAUGAGAGAAGAAGAAGACGAAGAUUUAUCUCUUCUGCCUUGUAUUCGUGAUUUGUGUCUUCAUUGGUGUCCUGUACUACUUUCGUUCCCUCGCAACCUCCCGAACUUGGGCAGUCUUGUUAUAGAGGAGUGUCCAUCACUAAUAUCUGAAGAUGAUCGUCCUUACCUACCAAUCUCACCCAACCUUACAAGUCUUGAAAUUUUGGAAGGUCCAGAAGGACCAGUACAAUCACUAGUCAAUCCAAGAGAUAUAGCACGAUUCAAAGAACUUCAGAGAUUGACUUUAUACGCUAAUCUUGACGAGUCAUUUAUAUUCAUCCCGGAGUCUGUACAAAGCCUCACCAAACUCAAAUACUUGUGGAUCGGAAACACUAGCGGAAUGCAUGAUGGAGGGGAUUGGAGUAUCCUUUCUCACAUCCCUAACAUCAACAUUAAUGGCAAGAAGAUUAACCCUUCAACAUACUCGGCAUCAUUAUCGUCAAGUCAAAUCUAGGAUCUCACCAAGUCGCAGCAACGAAGGUCGGAAUAUGCGGGUGGGAAAGAAUCGACAAUAGAUUAUUGAGAAAUUAAGUGCUGAUUGUAAGGCAAUCAAUUGAAACUUCGGAGAUUUGGCUAUACUUCGUUCAUUACCUUAUGAAUAUAGUGUUUAUUAACUACAUUUUGGCUGUAAUUGUAUUUUGAGAACACUUUUUAUUUGGUGUGUGAAUGGUUUGUAAUAUUCAUUUGAUAAACAAAUAAUAUAUAUUUUGAGUGAUGCCCUUCAAAUGAUAAGUGACUGGUUGUGGUGCCAAAAUACAAAUGGUUGGGCUCCUCAUAUAUAUUUUUGUAUCAGUUUUUUAUUUUAUUUUGUGGUCUUUUUCUUUGCA